Molecule: messenger RNA, 2841 nt
Organism: Eublepharis macularius
Lineage: Eukaryota; Metazoa; Chordata; Lepidosauria; Squamata; Eublepharidae
Gene: DARS2
Product: aspartyl-tRNA synthetase 2, mitochondrial
Exons: 17
Coding region: 62-1993 (643 amino acids)
Biological process (GO): aspartyl-tRNA aminoacylation
Cellular component (GO): mitochondrion; cytoplasm
Molecular function (GO): aspartate-tRNA ligase activity; ATP binding; nucleic acid binding
Source: RefSeq, a predicted model, not a curated record
GCUUCAGAAGGGAUCCAGGGAGUUCUGUACACCCCUUUGGUCUCUCUCGCGCUGUAGGGCCAUGCAUAAGAUGCGCCUCCUUUACAGCUCGCUGUCGCUGCUCUUCCCCAGAAGGGCGGCUGAACCCUGGUGCAAACGCAUCGCCCGCACGUGGGCAUUUAACACAACCGCGGCCCCAGCAGAUCUUAAUAGGUUUGUUGCUCGGACCAAAACUUGUGGGGAACUGCGCUCUGCCGAUGUAGGUCAGGAAGUUACUUUGUGUGGAUGGAUUCAGUAUCAGAGGCGGGGGCAGUUUCUGGUUUUGAGAGACUUCCAGGGACUCACCCAAAUUAUCAUUCCUCAAGAUGAGUCUGCUUCCCAUCUGAAGAAGGUCUUAUGCGAUGCUCCUGUUGAAUCUGUGGUGAUGGUGACUGGGACAGUUGUCUCCCGGCCUCCAGGACAGACAAACCCUAGAAUGCCCACUGGUGAGAUUGAAGUGAAGGUGAAAACGGCAGAAGUCCUCAAUUCCUGUAAGAAACUACCUUUUGAAAUGAAAGAUUUCGUCAAGAAAAACGAGGCCUUGCGAAUGCAAUAUCGAUAUCUAGACUUGCGCAGCGUCCAGCUGCAACAGAACCUACGAUUGAGAUCCCAGAUGGUGAUGAGAAUGCGGGAAUAUCUCUGUAACGGCUACGGGUUUGUGGAUGUAGAGACUCCAACACUGUUCAAGAAGACCCCUGGGGGUGCAAAGGAAUUCGUGGUGCCCUCACGGGAGCCUGGAAAAUUCUACUCACUACCUCAGAGUCCUCAGCAGUUUAAGCAGCUACUGAUGAUAGGAGGCUUGGACAGGUACUUUCAGGUUGCCCGCUGCUAUCGAGAUGAAGGUUCAAAGCCAGACAGGCAGCCUGAAUUCACUCAGAUCGAUAUUGAGAUGUCCUUUGUAGACCAAGCUGGUAUUCAGGCUCUAAUUGAGGGCUUGCUUCAGUAUUCCUGGCCUGAGGAAAAGGGGGCCCUUGAAGCACCCUUCCCUUCAAUCAGCUACAACGAAGCCCUGGCUGUCUAUGGGACUGAUAAGCCAGACACACGCUUUGGAAUGAAGAUUGUAGACGUCAGUGAUGUGUUCAGGAAUGUGGAAACUGAAUUUUUACAGAAAUUCCGCAAUGAGCCACACAGCACAGUUAAAGCCAUUUGUAUUCCCCAAGGAGCAAGACAUCUUCAGAAAAAAGACCUGGAGUCAUUAAAUGAACUAUCUAAAUCCCAGUUUAACCAGGAAAUAUCACACUGUAUUUUGAGCUCUGAUGGUAGCUUGAACUCUCGACUCAGUAGGUACCUAAACGAGGAGCAGAAAUUGGAACUCAUCAGAACAGUUCUGGCCAACAAAGAUGAUGUGGUCUUGGUGGCAGCUGGAGGACAUAAGAAAGUGUGUUCUGCAUUGGGAAAAUUGCGCCUAGAAAGCGCUGAUCUUCUGGAAGAAAGAGGCCUGCCGCUCCGUGACUCUUCUGCAUUUCACUUCUUGUGGGUGGUGGAUUUCCCACUCUUCCUCUUGAAAGAAGAAAACCCCAAUGAGUUGGAAUCUGCUCACCACCCUUUCACUGCCCCGCUCCCUUCUGAUGAACACCUCCUCUACACUGAGCCUGCAAAGGUUCGGGGUCAGCACUAUGACCUAGUGUUGAAUGGUAAUGAGAUUGGAGGCGGCUCGAUUCGAAUCCACAAUGCAAAGCAGCAGCGUUUCAUUCUCGAGACAGUGCUGAAGGAGGAUUCUGAGCUGCUUUUUCACCUGCUUGAAGCUCUGGAUUCUGGUGCACCUCCCCAUGGUGGAAUUGCAUUAGGACUCGACAGGCUGAUCUGCCUCAUUGUUGGGGCUCCAAGCAUUCGAGACGUCAUCGCCUUUCCCAAAUCCUUCAAAGGAAGAGACCUGAUGAGCAAUGCUCCGGAUUAUGUUGCCCCGGAAGAGCUGGAGCCAUAUCACGUCCAAGUUACGUGGCCUUCAGCAGAAGCCAAAGCCAGUGCUAACUGAUUAUAACUGUGUUCACUUCAGACUACGCUCCACUCCUUUUUACAGCUGGCCUGAGCUGGCUGCACAAUGGUCAUUCUGCCAGUUCUGAUAGUUGAAUCUGGAUUCAUUACUAGUAGGGAAGAUUUAUGGAUAUGGUAGUUGUUGAGGACUUUCACAUGGCACUGGAUUGUCAGGCUUAUAUUCUCAGAGACACAAACAUUUUGCAUUGUGAUCAAACUCAAUGGAUAUCCAGCAAGCAAGGGGGCUGCAGUUGGUUCAAGAACGAGUAACAUUGUUCAUAGAGCCCGUCUGGCAUGUAGCUGAUGCUUUGCCAGGUGUGUGGACUGGCAGACAGAAGUCUCUGUGUAUGUAAGACGUAAAAAUGUCAAUGAAGGAAGAAGAGAAUGAGCAUUUUUAUGCUGGCGUCCCCGAGGUGCAGAUACUAGGACUCAGAAGUUUUUAAAAGCUUGGUGAAUGCAGGCAAGGAACUUCCAAGCCACCAGCCUCUCCGCUAGACCAAAAAAGGAACACUAGAGGCAUAUUACAUUGCUUGCAGGUAUGUAAAAGCGUGAGUCAAAUCUAGCACUUUUUCAGAUUUCCAAAGGAACUAGCAGGAGGCCAAGGUGGCAUGAGCCUGAUCUCAGAAGCUAAGCAGGGGUGGUAAUUUGAUGGGGGAUUGCAGAGGAAGGCAAUGGCAAACCACCUUUGCUUCUCACUUGGCCUUGAAACCCCCUUGCUGGGGUCACCAUAACUCGGCACAUAAAUACGUAAAGGAGCUAGCAUAUUACAUGAUGUACAUGCACUAUUUCUGAAAUAACUAAUAGCACACUAGGUGUGUAGAAAAUGGUGUGAUGCCCUUGAGCCCUACA